Messenger RNA from Aedes aegypti (yellow fever mosquito), 539 nucleotides. RefSeq lists its product as uncharacterized. The record is from RefSeq and is a predicted model, not a curated record. The transcript has 2 exons. NCBI's taxonomy places the organism in Eukaryota, Metazoa, Arthropoda, Insecta, Diptera, Culicidae. The coding region runs from base 137 to 475 and encodes 112 amino acids.
AAACUAUUUAUUUGGAAAUUGCAUCUUGCAUCGUCCGAAGAGCUGCACCAGUGUUAUCGUGCAUUUUUGUGUUCCAGUUGAGAUCAAAUUUCUGCUGAAUCGAAAUAAUACCUACUCUGUGUCCCAAAUCCCACUAAUGGAAAUGGACUCGAAAAAGAAAAAAGCUGCCGGUAAGAAACGUUCGCAGCUGGUCGGCACGCUUCGCAAGCAACGCGACGAACUGAAAUCGGAAUGGAUGCGUCUGGAGGGUGACCGCAUUCAACUGGCAGUGCGCCACACUGAUCUGCUGAGCCAGUGGAGUUCGAUUUCCGGCUCGUUUGUCGAUGCCACACGAGAACAGGACAAUGUCAUCGAACGAUUGCUCAAAGAAGCUGGCCUGCCGGAUCUUUCACCCGGCAAGCUGCACAACGAGAAAGAACUGCGCCAGAUAGCGUUCGAAACGGCCGAGAAGGCCGUACAGACGGAGCUUUGGUAAUUCGAGUUUAAUAUUAGAUUUAAUGUAUAUAUUUUUAAACGAAAAUACAAAACAAAACGAAAUA